This is a messenger RNA of Rhineura floridana, 2220 nucleotides long. RefSeq names its product tuftelin 1 (gene TUFT1). The record is from RefSeq and is a predicted model, not a curated record. The coding region runs from base 16 to 1173 and encodes 385 amino acids. Gene Ontology annotation, biological process: intracellular signal transduction. The transcript has 12 exons. NCBI's taxonomy places the organism in Eukaryota, Metazoa, Chordata, Lepidosauria, Squamata, Rhineuridae. Gene Ontology annotation, cellular component: I band; intracellular anatomical structure.
UGCAAGAGAGGAGAGAUGGCCUUCUGGAGCCGUUCUAGACGGCUCUCCGUGCCAGCUCGAGAAGCAGGUGGAAGCUGGUGGCAUCCGCACUUCAGGGGUCCAGAGGAGGAGGAGAAGAGGGUCUUCUGCCCAAAGGAGAGUGUGAAAAUAUUAAGACUAACCCUCCAGAAUGACCUCCCUGGGGACAGACGACAGCAAGGAAAGCAAAAGCCAGUGGGGAGGGCCUUUGCGAUGGUGGCCAACCGGCCCACGAAUAGCCAUGCGUUGGCGUCGGAGUACGUCAAGUCCGACAAUGGCGACGAGGAAAUAAUCAAGGUCUACCUCAGAGCCCGAGCAGAGGACAGAGCCCAGAACGAAAAGAGCCUCCAUCAACUGAAAAGUGACAGCUGUCAUCUCCAAGAGAAAACGUUGGAGAAAGCAAAUGGGAUCCUUCCUCACAGAGCUAACUCGUAUCGCAGCAUGUCGGUGUGCCAGGACGAGCCGAUGUAUCCUGGCGACGACAUCUCGAUAAUGCGGGAGACGACGAAAAGGCUCUUUACGAAACUACAGGAGGCCGAAAAGCGGCAUCAGUCGGACAGAGCUGCCUAUGAGACGUCCAUUUCUCACUACCGGAGGGAAGCCGAGCAGUCGGGCACGGCCCUCAGGAAGGCCGAACUAGACAUGGGAGAAAAAGAUUUGAAGUUGGAAGAGUUGCAGAGACUCCUGACAGGGAUGGAGAAGGAACACCGGAUUCUGUUGCGGAAGAUGAAAGACGGCGAGGCGGAGUUGGAGCAGGUGCGGAACCUCGAGAGAGACAAGCUUGCAGAGCAGGAAAGGUCAGCCAAACUGGAGAAGGAAGUUGCCACCUUGCGGGAGAAAAUCCAUCACCUUGACGACAUGCUCAAGAGCCAGCAGCGCAAGGUCCGGCAGAUGAUUGAGCAGCUUCAAAACUCCAAGAUGGUGAUUCAGUCCAAAGACACCAUAAUUCAAGAACUGAAAGAGCGGGUGGCUUAUCUAGAGGCCGAGAACCUUGAGAUGCAUGACCGCAUCGAACACCUCAUCGAAAAGCAGACCCACAGCUCCGUGGCCCACAGCGUCAGGCCCCGCUCCAAAUCCGAGUAUGUCAGCAGCAAAAGGCUCACCAAAUCUCUGGGACCCAAACCUUUGCCUCUCAUCCGAGUGGUGGAAACAUGAAUUCGAACUCCUCUCCCCAUCCCGCUCUCUGAAAGGAACCCUCUGCAAGCUCUCCGGACCGUAGGCAGACGCUUAGUCCUCCCGCUUGCUCCUUGCCCACCUCGCUCUCCAGAGGCAACCAACUUCUCGUAGCGUGCGAUGGGCCAUCUGGGCAUCCCCCCCCCCAGCAGCAAAGCCUGCUUAAAGCUGCAAGGAUCACAUUUUCCAGGACAGGUUUUAAUUGGGAUGGAAUGCAAGAAUGUUCAAGUAGCAAGAGGACACUUUUGCUGCCCCCCGAAAGGGGUGGGGCAAGGGAUCUCUUCAUAUCCCUCGCUAUAGAUCUGUAAGGGUGGGGUCACUUUUGGAGAUAUACACUGAACAGAGCAAGAAGCCAUAUAUAUAUAUAUAUAUAUAUAUAUAUAUAUAUAUAUAUAUAUAUAUAUAUAUAUAUGUGUGUGUGUGUGUGUGUGUGUGUGUGUAUUUGUAUAUGGCUUCCUGCUCUGUUCAGUGCUGGAAUUUCCUCCCCCCAGUUUUUGUUCACAUUCAAGCCGGUAUUCCCGUCAGGGAUGGUUUUCAGAUUAUUAUUAAUAAUAAUUAGUUUAAAUGCCUGUUGGGUUGGGCAGAGGGAGGAGGGCUCCUUGCCUCUCGUUUGCCCCCUCAUGUCCAACAGCUUCCUAUCUGUUUCUCUCUCAACUGGAGAAAUAGGUUGCCCCAUCAAGCUCAAUGGAGCACACCCCCCCCCCGAGAACUGAGCUGUCUGCUGUCUGCGUUUAGCCCUGUUAGUUGGUCACGCCAGGCCAUGACAGAAUGUAGAGAUUCAACACAUAUAAUGCAAUUUAGCUUUUUGGGGGGGGUUGUGUUUGUAUAUGUGUGUAUAUAUAUAUAUAUAUAUAUGUGUGUGUGUGUAUAUAUAUAUAUGUAUAUAUAUAUGUAUAUAUAUAUGUAUAUGUAUGUAUAUGUAUAUGUAUGUAUAUGUAUAUAUGUAUGUGUGUGUAUAUAUAUAUAUAUAUGUGUGUGUAUAUAUAUAUAUAUAAAUAUAAAUAAAGUCGAGUUGAGUGUUUAAAAAAA